Molecule: messenger RNA, 2728 nt
Organism: Medicago truncatula (barrel medic)
Lineage: Eukaryota; Viridiplantae; Streptophyta; Magnoliopsida; Fabales; Fabaceae
Product: beta-galactosidase 17
Exons: 19
Coding region: 163-2175 (670 amino acids)
Biological process (GO): carbohydrate metabolic process
Molecular function (GO): beta-galactosidase activity
Source: RefSeq, a predicted model, not a curated record
GUUGGUGUGAAUGAUACUCCAACCAAACAAGACCACUGUCUAUGGCGAAGAAACGAAUUUCCACAGCUACCCUUUUCUUCAUCUUCAUCUCUUUCAUUGCUCUUUGUGCCAUUGUUCCUGUUUUUGCUCCUCUUCCUUCAAUAUCAUCUCGCCAGCAUCAUCAUGCCCAUCAUUCUCAUUCCAAAAAAGUACAUUCCUUUACUCUUUUUCCACCGCUGUUUCUCUCUUAGUUUCUGGGUUAAUAAGAAGUUCGAGAUUGCAAAUGAUAUGUUUUGGAAAGAUGGUGAACCUUUUCGGAUCAUCGGUGGUGACUUGCAUUAUUUUCGAGUGCAUCCUGAGUAUUGGGAAGAUAGAUUGUUAAAAGCCAAGGCAUUGGGCUUGAACACAAUUCAGACAUAUGUUCCUUGGAAUCUGCAUGAACCAGCACCAGAAAAGCUCGUUUUUGAGGGUAUUGCAAAUAUAGAAUCAUUCCUCAACCUUUGUCACAAACUCGAUCUCCUCGUGAUGGUUCGACCCGGACCAUAUAUAUGUGCAGAGUGGGACUGGGGUGGUAUCCCAAGUUGGUUAUUUUCCAGGAAUCCAACCCCAAAACCAAGAUCAUCUGAUCCUGCUUUUCUUAAACUGGUUGAAAGAUGGUGGGGCAAACUGCUUCCAAAAUUAGUUCCUCUCCUAUAUGACAACGGAGGCCCUAUAAUAAUGGUUCAGAUUGAGAAUGAGUAUGGUUCUUAUGGAGACGACAAAGCAUAUCUCCAUCACCUGAUCACACUAGCUAGAGGUCAUCUUGGGCAGGAUGCCAUUUUAUACACUACAGAUGGAGGGUCCAGGGAAAAUCUUGAGAAAGGAACUAUUCGUGGAGAUACUGUCUUUUCAGCUGUUGACUUCACUACUGGUGAUGAUCCUUGGCCUAUAUUCAAGUUACAGAAGGAGUUCAAUGCCCCAGGAAAAUCGCCACCUUUGUCAUCCGAAUUUUACACUGGGUGGCUUACACAUUGGGGAGAGAAAAAUGCUAAGACCGAUGCUGAUUCCACAGCAGCUGCUCUUGAAGAAAUUUUGAGAAAAAAUGGGUCUGCCGUCCUAUACAUGGCGCAUGGUGGUUCAAACUUUGGAUUUUAUAAUGGAGCAAAUACCGGUGCAAACGAGGCUGACUAUAAACCUGAUCUCACUUCAUAUGAUUAUGAUGCCCCGAUCAGGGAAGCUGGUGAUGUUGACAAUUCAAAAUUCAAUGCAAUUCGGAGGGUUAUAUCCCGAUAUAGCUCUGCACCUCUUCCUUCUAUUCCCUCUUAUAAUGAAAAGACAACAUAUGGACCAAUCCACUUGCAAAGACGAUCUUCUUUAUUUGAUAUAUUUGAUUUCACCAAUUCCUCCAGCUCCUUUGAAUCAGAAAAUCCAAUGUCAAUGGAGAAUGUGGGCCAGUUUUUUGGUUUCUUAUUGUAUGUCACUGAUUACGAAGCAAGGAGAGGGGGAAGAAAUUUGUCCAUACCAAAGGUGCAUGAUAGAGCUCAAGUAUUUAUCUCAUGUUCUUCUAAAGGAAGGGGUACAAGGCCAACUUAUGUUGGUACUGUCGAAAGAUGGUUGAAUAAAAAACUCAGCCUCCCUGAAUAUCAAUGCCAUUCUAAGAUCAACUUAUAUAUCUUGGUUGAAAACAUGGGACGUGUAAAUUAUGGGCCUUUCAUCUUCGAUAGGAAGGGUAUUCUGUCUUCUGUUUAUCUGGAUGGGAAUAGAGUACAAGGUUGGAAAAUGUUCCCUAUUCCUUUGCACAAUCUAAACGAAGUGCCAAAUUACAAUCGCAUAAUGCAAGCUUCAUAUUCUGCAUUCGGUGAAAUAUCAACCUCCAGGAAAAGGUUGAUGAAUAAGUCUGAGAAUACUUCAAAAGAACCUGCUUUUUAUUCUGGACACUUCUUAAUUGAUAAAACAAGUCAGGUCAAGGAUACAUUUUUGUCAUUCAGAAAUUGGGGGAAAGGCGUUGUGUUUGUUAAUGACUUCAAUCUAGGAAGAUAUUGGCCGUUGAGAGGACCACAGUGCAACCUCUACGUUCCUGCUCCAGUCCUUAAGCAAGGAGAUAAUUUUGUGGUAAUAUUCGAGUUGGAAUCUCCAGACCCCAAUCUUUUGGUGCACUCGGUUGAUGAGCCAGACUACACAUGUGGCUUUAAUGGGAUGAACAUACAUCAGUUGUAAUAUGAUGUCAUAAAAAUGUGCUUGACCUUUGAAAACAUGGGAGUGAAGAUGCAGGUUUAGAGUGCACCUGUACGGCUAUUGUUACAAACCCAGUUACAAUCAUCGUUGUUAUGUUUGUAAGGCAACACGUGAAGCACAAUUUCAUGACAACAUUGAUUCAAUUGUUUUUUAUCAGGCUUACCAAAGAAUUGUGGUGUGUAUGUCAUAACAUUAAUAUUUACUAGUAGUUGAUAACUUUCGAAUACGAUGAUAUCUAUAAUUAGUGUGUCUGCGAAGUAGUAUUUUGACGGUGACAUCCUACGAUACAUGUAAUGCUAUGGAACCCACUUGGGUUGGCCUAGUGGUAUUGGCUUGGAACCUGGGAGUGUGCUCCUCCUCAAAGGUCUCAGGUUCGAUUCUCUCUGGUGCCAAUUUGAUGGGGUUAGUUUAGCUUCUUAAAAAAAACAUGUAAUGCUAUGGUGUGGAGCGUUGAAUUGAUGUGCAUUUUAUUGCAAGCCUAUGUUUAGUCAGUAGUUUAUGGUUAUGUUGCUAUAUGAUUUAGCAGAAUUUGUUA